Messenger RNA from Syngnathus acus (greater pipefish), 6354 nucleotides. RefSeq names its product Rho related BTB domain containing 4 (gene rhobtb4). Lineage: Eukaryota; Metazoa; Chordata; Actinopteri; Syngnathiformes; Syngnathidae. The record is from RefSeq and is a predicted model, not a curated record. The transcript has 10 exons. Bases 11 to 2176 code for a protein of 721 amino acids. Gene Ontology annotation, molecular function: GTP binding; GTPase activity; protein binding. Gene Ontology annotation, biological process: small GTPase-mediated signal transduction.
GGCCCUCUCCAUGGAUAUAGACACAGACUAUGAGCGACCCAAUGUGGAAACCAUUAAAUGUGUGGUGGUAGGGGAUAAUGCAGUGGGCAAGACCAGGCUCAUAUGUGCCCGGGCUUGCAAUGCCACCCUCACACAGUAUCAGCUGCUCGCCACCCACGUGCCAACCGUUUGGGCCAUCGACCAGUAUCGUGUAUGCCAGGAGGUGCUAGAGAGGUCCCGUGACGUUGUGGACGAGGUCAGUGUGUCCCUUAGGCUCUGGGACACAUUCGGGGACCAUCACAAGGACAGACGAUUCGCUUAUGGCAGGUCGGAUGUGGUGGUGCUUUGCUUCUCUCUGGCUAAUCCCAAUUCCCUGCGCCACGUCCGCACCAUGUGGUUUCCGGAGAUCAAGCACUUCUGUCCACGGACACCCAUCAUCCUGGUGGGAUGCCAGCUGGAUCUCCGCUACGCUGACCUGGAUGCAGUUAAUCGUGCACGUCGACCCCUUGCCAAACCCAUCAAACCGACGGACAUCCUCCCUCCCGAGAGAGGUCACGAGGUGGCGAAGGAGCUCGGGAUACCGUACUACGAAACCAGCAUCGUCGCCCAGUUUGGAGUCAAGGACGUUUUUGACAAUGCCAUCAGAGCUGCCCUCAUCUCCCGCCGUCACCUGCAGUUCUGGAAAUCUCACCUGAAAAAAGUCCAACGGCCUCUCCUCCAGGCACCCUUCCUGCCUCCUCGCCCGCCGCGCCCCAUUGUGGGAAUUCCGGACCCCCCACCCACCAACGGCGAGGGCCCCGACUCCCUCUUCUGCCACCCGCUCUGCGCGGAUGUGGUUUUCCUGCUGCAGGGCGGCUGCACUCGCGUUUUUGCGCAUAAAGUUUACCUGGCGACUUCCUGCUCCAAAUUCUAUGACCUCUUCACCCUUGAACUGGGGGCAUCCUGCACGGCGCCACAAGGGGAGCAGGACCAAAGCAAGGAAAGCUCGGACAGCGGCGAGGAAGACGAGCUGAGCAGAAGAGGAGCCAAGGAGCAAGCCGGGCGCACCAAGAGCCUGGACAUUGAUAAAGAUGGGGUCGAUGGCGCCGUGCGGGGACUGAAUCGACCCCCGCUGCUCCAGCGUGGCUCUUUACGGACUUCCCAGAGUGAUAAUGCGCUCCCUUCUCGAGCGCAGUACUCUCUGGGAACUCCCGUGAAUUGCCGGGCGCUUUCGGGAUGGGGAAGAGGGUUCUUGAGUGUUUGUCUGGAGCACGUUGAUGACCCCAUGACUGGACGACCACGACUAAUGACUGUGGUUGUCAUGGAUGUGCUCAUUCAAGAGGAACCCUUCAAGGCCGUGCUGCAGUACUUAUACACCGGCAACCUGGAUGAAGGUCGAGGAGACCUGAUGCAGGUGGCCACCAUCGCUGAGCUACUUGAGGUGUUCGACCUGCGGAUGAUGGUGGCCAAUGUCCUCAACAGGGAGAGUUUUAUGAACCAGGAGAUAACCAAGGCCUUCCACGUCCGCAGAGCCAACCGCAUCAAGGAGUGCCUUAACAAAGGCACCUUUGCCGAUGUGGUGUUCCGGCUGGACGACGGCUUCCUCCCGGCCCACAAGCCGCUGCUCAUCUCCAGCUGUGACUGGAUGGCGGCCAUGUUCCGCGGCUCCUUCAUGGAAAGCUACGUCGAGGAGGUGCCCAUCCCGUCCACCAGUACGGCAUGUAUGCGAGGCGUGCUGGAGUUCCUGUACUGUGCCAUGCUGACCCCUUGUCCUGACCUGGAGGCCAUUGAAUUAAUAGUGGUGGCCAACCGUCUUUGUUUACCACGCCUGGUCGCCCUCACCGAGCAGCACGCUGUCGAUGAGCUUCUGCAGUUGGCAGCGAAAGGAGUUGACAUCGACGGGCACGUCUUGGCCUAUUUGGAGCUCGCCCAGUUCCACAAUGCCAAGCAGCUAUCAGCCUGGUGUCUCCAUCACAUCUGCACAAACUAUAACAGCAUCUGUCGCAAGUUUCCAAAAGACAUGAAGGCCAUGUCUCCAGAUAACCAGAGGCAUUUUGAAAAGCAGCGCUGGCCUCCCGUUUGGUUCCUGAAGGAGGAGGACCGCUAUUUGCGCUCGCAGAAAGAGCGCGAGCACGAGGAGGAGAUCUUGCGCAAGCAGCACACCAAGCGAGGCUGGUGCUUCUGGAGACAUCCGUCCUCUUCGCCGCACGUCUCCUAGGCUUCAACGGAAGAAGGCCCCCGCUUGACCCAUCUGCCCCCAGCUCUCGAUGCAGACCUGACUCAGUGUUAAGAGGGAAUGCCGGCGCGAGUGCAGUUCUGACUACAUAAUGGCGUCACUAGAGCAAAGUGCCCCCCCCAACACCCCCCGCCCCUUCAUCCCGUCCAUUGUGUGAUUGGACCGGGAGCAAGGGCUGUCAAUUUCUCCUCGUCGCCAGUGUCUGUCUUGAUCAGCUCCACUUCUGCUUUAAUUUAACUUGGGGAGUUUUUGUAAAGGGGCUCACAUCUGCCUUCACUUCUACACAGACUGUUAGCCUGCACACACAGACCCUUUUGCCCAAGAUCUACCUUUCUACAACCAGCACUGGAUAUCCAGGAAGUGACACGAUGUAACUCAUUUUGAUACAAGUUUUUUUUUUUUUUUUUUUUUUUGUAAACCCCUUGCACCUUUUUACACGACUAUCAUCGAAGACCUUCUCCGAGGAAGGCUCCAUGAUUGUCUGGACUGCCGAAUUGGAGCACAUUUUUGAAUUUGCCCCCGCACCCCUCUAAAAACAAACACACAUACAAAAGAAAAAACAAGCUCACUUUGAUGCACUUCUAAGACUUUCCAAGUGACAACUGAAUAGCGUUGACGGGGAUCCGGAGCCUUACUUGACGCCUCUUUUUGGAGGAAUGACGGAUGCAGUAUUAAACAAAAGCAUCUGUAACGUCCAUCACCGCCACUAGAUAAAAAGCGCCUCAGCAAGCCUGCCUUUACACCACUGCACCACUGGGGGCAGCAUUGCUCAGGGCCCCGCCACUACAGUCACACUUUUUUAAUGCCUGUGACUUAGACGUCGUUGUCGCUAGUAGUAUGUACAAGGAGUAUGAGGGCCGCACUGAACAAAGACGUUUUUCCAGACUAAAGUAUUGAGUAAAGUUUCUAUACAGUAUUUACACGCAAUUGCAACAAAUUGGCGUAGUAUAGCCGUCUGAUUGACGCUGCCUCCAAAGGUUUCUAAUUGUCUAUAUGCUGCAAAAUGGUCGUAAAUCAAUUAAAAAGAUUAAAUUAAUAUUAGAAUAAUGGACAAAUGUGAAUAUCGGCGGCGUCACUAUUGCAUAAUUUUUUUUAAUUCUCUAUUGGAAGACUUUGCAAUUGAGACGGCUUUAUUUCUGCCACAUUACGCACUCGGAUAAAAAUAACUAUCCUCAUAAGAAUCUCUUAAUAGCACUUUCUUUUCACAGAAUAACAUUAUUUUUUCCUCAAGAAUGAGACUUUCUAAUGUUCUCAAAAUAUGUUUUUCCUCAUAUUAAUUUUCUCUUGCAACCUAACGUUUCUUUUUUUUUUUUACUUUAUUCUCGCAACAUUGCACUUUUUAUACAUUUAUUUAAUUCCUCCCCCUCGUAAUUAUUUCUUUUGUUUUCAAUUUGGCCCGAGUACUCCUGUCGUUGGUAGGCACAGUAUUGUGAUGAGUGUUAAAAAUCAGCAAGAGCACAUGCAACAUGUUAUUGAGUGCAUUUAUGAACUCUGUCCACCUCACUCGGAAUACCAAAGCUGUGAUUCUCUUUCUUCCCCACUUUGCUUCAUUUCUGCUUCCCUUGCUUGCAUCCUUGUUGCAAAGAGGGCGACGCGGUGGUCAAGCGGUUCGUAUUAUGAGGCACGGUGUUUGAAUUCCUCCUCAGGAGGGGGAAAAAAAAAAAAAAAGAUUCACUUUGCCUUCCGUUCCUUUCACUGGAAUCCAAAAUGGUGCUCGAGACACAAUACAACACACACAUUAGUUCUCAGUUUCCAGUAUGUGUCCAGUGUUUCAACUUCAAUGAAAGGUUCAGCAAGUUUCCAAGAAGGUCGUUCAGUUGAACAUGUGCUUUUUUUGUGUUAAAAAAAAGAAAAAAAAGAAAAACAACCCAGGUCAUCGGUUUUUAGAAUGUGUAGCAUUUGAAUUUGACACACAUAGUGCUUUUGGGGGACUGGGAGAUUUUUUUUUGUAUUCACCACCAAAGUGUUGUUGAUGUAUACACACAAAAUUGAGCUGAGUGCUCUUUUUUUUUUCCCCACUGAUCACACUCUUUUGCGCAUUAGCUCGAAAAGCGAUGGAGAUGAGAUGGCUUUGAGUCACCUGGGUCGCAUGUCCCUGUUCUCUGGAGAAAGACGCGACAAAGUCCUGAAAUAGACUUCCAAUUGGAUCUCGUGAGAGCCAAGUGAGAACCAAGCCAAUUUUCCAGUUCAAACAUUGCCUGGUAUUACUCACUCUUAUCCAACUUCAGUGCUUUUGAAAGGUGAUUAGGAUAUUGAUGAACAGAUUUUGAUGGCUACUAUUUGUCUUAUUAAUUAUUGGUAUGGCCCAAUUAGCCUCUUCUCUCAGUCCAUGUGCCUUAUAACGGACAAAAUAAGUCAACGUUUGGGUUGCAGGCUGUUUCUGUAAAAUAGGUUGUGCUUUACACACCGCAAUCUGAACUUCCUUUUCCAAGCAGAUGACCUUGAAUUAAUCUCCCCCCCGAUUAUUGUUUUUAUGUGGAUUAUUUUUUGGACGGAGGAAUGGAGAAAGACGCCAUGGACAGAAGGCCGUCAUGAUUUCAAAUUGAAAAAAAAAAAAGUGCCAGAUUGAUUCCUGAAGUGACUAUAAAGUAGUUAACACUGUUAUUGGUCGGGGGCAGAUGUUAGACAAAAAUAUUUUGUUUAGGAAAGCAUUUUCUGUUGAAGUUGUCUUAUGUUUUUGUUUGAUUUCUGCGCUUAGCCCAUCUCGAAUGAUUGUAGCACACUUUUUGAUUGACCUAAAAUAACCCCCUUUUUUACAAGCUCUGAUUUUUGUACACUGAUCACUCGGCGCAUUUAAAUACCUAUUUAACUUUGUCAGAAAAAUAAUAAUGAGAAUAAUAUGCAGGGACAUUUAUAAACUUAAAAAUAACUAAGAGGCAAUCAUCAGACUUUGUAUUGUAAUACAAGAUAUAAUAUACUUGUGCAGGGUGUUUUUCAAAGUAACACUGCAGGUGAUUUAUGUUCUUAAAAUGCACAUGCGGCCCAUGAGAGCAUUUGAUCUGGUUCACCAUGCAAUUCUUAAGAAAGGAAAGAAAAAUGGCUUCAAUUGGAUUUGCAUGCAAUUAAUUGUGGGAAAACAUGCACGUUGCUGGGUCUCCUCUUAGUAUAAUAAUUUUGAUCAUGGCCGAACGGAAUGACUAUUGAAAUGGAGGAGUGAUAAUAUUGAAUUACAGGACAUUAAAAUGAAAUUAUUUGGAGUCAGUCAGCUACUGUUGCUAUGGUGUCCUCACAGGCCAAAGUUAAACGAUAUACACUGAUGUCAUGUUUAGCUGUUUGUCUUCAUCACAUCAUAUUGGAGUCUGAGCGCAAAACACGUUGUGUGUCUCCGUUCAUGUGCCUUGAGUGAAAUGUUCACACUUGUAGCCCUGUACAGGCUGACCACUACUACCAUGCGCCGCUUCAAGUCAACUAAGCCAAAAAAUAACAUAAAAAAGUAAUGCUAGGCAGCUUGUAAUUUCUUUUUUUUUUUGCAACAGUGAUGACACGAGUUUUUGUUGCUGUUGUAUUAUCUGCUCAAGUUACGCAACAGUUGAAUUGUGAAAUAACCUUGCACACCAGCAGUUCUCAAAUGAGGUCUCUGCACUCUCUGUUAGGUGCCUGCACUUUCUAUUAUGUAGCCUAUAAUGAAACCUUCUGUGAUCAAUACUCUGAACUUGCUCAAUUUUUCAUAUAACAAGCUUUGGAUUCAUCUUAGGUUUCACUUUGUCAUCGUUACUCCACAUUCAGUGUUCCACUGUUCAGAUGCAAACAUUUGCUGUGAUGACUAUGUUUAAUAUGAUGCUUUAAUUAAUUCCUUCAAUUGUUAUCCACAAGUCAAGUAUUUAGGAUUGUAAUGUUGCGGAGGGUCGCGUGGACUGAAUAGUAUAGUUGUGCACUUUUGUUUCCAUGUGACUUUUAUUAACCUCCACGGCUCAUGUGUAGUACCAUAACAACAAAGAGCACACCUUCACCUAUGACUGUUAAGGGCUUUCAAAAAGAAAAAAAAAAGAAGAAAAAACUAAACAAUCAGAAUGUUUGCUACUGUUUGCAAAGAUGUUUUGAAACGGUUUGUAAUAUUUUUUGAACCGCUAUGAUUUGUACAAAAUGACCUUUUUCUUUUUUGCCAUUGCAGUAUUUUGAUGUUUGACAUGGAUUUUAUUAAAACGGUUUAAUCUUUUGAA